GGGUUGGCCGGCAGUACGGUACGGUACGGUACUGCGUUGUCUGCCUUACCUUAGUUAGAUAUGUCGGAGUCUCGUGGCCGUUGGAGUAGACUCGGUUAUUGGCCUGGGUGAGGCUUGGAGGCCGGGAAUAUGUCUCUGAAGAAACGGACCAAGAACGGAACUGGGGGCGGUGAUGCACUGCGACAAAACAGUUGUGGUCCCUGAUUGGCCACUCACCGAAGCUCACCUUUUUGUCUCCCCUCACCUACCCCUUUUGGGGAAGGGGUUUUCCCGUAGGCUACGGAGGUAUUUGUUUCACAUGUUCAACUACCGAUGCCUAGCGUUCUUUCUUGAAGAAAGACCCGAUUGGGAACCGGGAUUCCGGCAGAGGUUGAGGGAUCGACCGUGCAAGAGAGACACGACACGAAAAAGGGAGAAGAAUUAAAAGGCACAAAAAGAAAAGAAAAGAGAGAAACAACAGCAUAGGCGCUGCCAGAAUGGGAAGGGCCCCUUUCCUAGCGCGGUUGGCUGCACUGUUAUGCACAAGCGAGUGCACGACCUUCUGGAACACCCUUGUUUCCCAGAUCAGGCUUCAUGAUCUCCGCAACUCUGACAUUGCUAGCUUCAUGUUGAAUACCCGCUGUGUCAUGCCGUGUCUGAACCCAGACGGCGGGCGAGUUCGCUGGACUCGCCCGAGUUCCUCUCUGCUGCUAUUUGGGAUCACCUCGCCCCCAGGUCUCACCAGGCUCUUGCUGUUGCUGUCUGGCCUUCUGUCUGUGCAUUACCAUUUGUGCGAGCCACCGAGACCAGAAGGACCCCGGGGGCCCUUUCCCUGUACUACCCAUUUUUUAUAUCGACUACGUACACAUUGGGGUGUUCCUGGGCCAAGGAAUACAUCGUGGAGGACGACGGCAAGGCCAGCAGUGUGUCAGACCAAAGGGACGAUGAGAGAGAAAACGGUUGACACCAGGAGCUGGGGGAGCUGGGGGAGCAGGAGCUGGGGGGAAUAUAUGCAUGGGCGAUCCGGGGCUAGCACUUCCUGUAGGCUCGACGUGUUUGAGGUUCGGGGCAAGACGACAAAACAUCGUGGGACCGUACCGGCGAGCUGGAGGAUCAAUAUGCCCCGGGGCUCUCGCCCGCUUUAUAUCAUCAUGAUCUCUCGUCUUCUCAUCUUUUUGCCACUUCUCGCUUGACAGUGUGCGAUUCUCUCUCUGGCACGAACAAGCUCUAGCGGCGUCGCCUCAUCAACAGGGUUGAC
Messenger RNA from Lasiosphaeria miniovina, 1237 nucleotides. RefSeq lists its product as uncharacterized. The record is from RefSeq and is a predicted model, not a curated record. The transcript has 2 exons. Lineage: Eukaryota; Fungi; Ascomycota; Sordariomycetes; Sordariales; Lasiosphaeriaceae. Bases 477 to 1172 code for a protein of 231 amino acids.